Molecule: messenger RNA, 600 nt
Organism: Myotis brandtii (Brandt's bat)
Lineage: Eukaryota; Metazoa; Chordata; Mammalia; Chiroptera; Vespertilionidae
Product: piwi-like protein 4
Exons: 3
Coding region: 43-396 (117 amino acids)
Biological process (GO): regulatory ncRNA-mediated gene silencing
Cellular component (GO): P granule
Molecular function (GO): piRNA binding
Source: RefSeq, a predicted model, not a curated record
CCAAGCUCCAAGCUGUCGGUGAUUGUGGUCAGGAAGAGGUGCAUGCCACGGUUCUUCAUGGAACAGAACCGCACCUUACAGAACCCACCACUUGGCACCGUGGUGGAUUCAGAAGCCACGCGUCCUGAAUGGUAUGACUUUUACUUGGUCAGCCAAGCCGCCUGUCGGGGAACUGUUAAUCCCACCCACUAUAAUGUCAUCUACGAUGACAACGGCUUGAAGCCCGACCACAUGCAGAGACUUACAUUCAAACUGUGCCACCUGUACUACAACUGGCCGGGCUUAGUCAGUAUCCCAGCACCGUGCCAGUACGCGCACAAGCUGACCUUCCUCGUGGCACAGAGCAUCCACAAAGAACCAAGUCUGCAACUGGCCAAUUCUCUCUUCUACCUGUGACGACAUGAACCGUCGGCAUUGCCGGAUGAAGAAUCCCAGGAGAAGUCAGUAUACUCUUUACAAAUCUGCCAUGACCUCGAGGCUGUGACCGGGGAGAGGAGAUUGAGCCAGCUUUAACUUCUGGGGAAAACAAAAACAAUUUAAUCUGAAAUGGUUCAAAAGGAAUGCAUGCUGUUUUAUCUGAAAACUAUAUGCUUGGGUUAG